GAGGGGGCCGCGCCGAAGUGCGUGGCUGGCGAGGCCGCUGGAUGCGCCGAAGGUCGAUCCUUGCUUCCGUAUUCAGCGGGCUGCUCCGUGCGCGGCGGCGAGCGGGACGCGGCCUUGGCCUCAGACUUCGCCAGCCCUGGCCACGCGUGGUUGUGCGGGAGCGCCUGCGAGACGUUCGGUGAGUGGACGCAGGUGGAAGCGACGGAUCUCAUUCCGGGCUUGAUGGCAGAGCCCACGCCGGAGAUGGAGGUGGCUUGCGCUGGACAUCCAGUACUUUACCCUUAUUACGAGUUGUGGGUCAUGCACGACGCCAGCACCGCUGCGGCCGUGCCCGCCGAGAGAGGCGUCGCCGACAGCGACAUCUUCUUCGGAAGCCAGCAUGUUGUCCCUCCGCCGCCUGCCGUGAUGGCGCCCAUGCAGGACAAGAGUUCCUGCCAGCCGCCCCGCCGCCCCCUCCGCCACAGUCCUGGCCCGCGGCGGUCGGCGAG
Prorocentrum cordatum is the source of this 488-nucleotide messenger RNA. NCBI's taxonomy places the organism in Eukaryota, Dinophyceae, Prorocentrales, Prorocentraceae. The record is from the annotation of a GenBank genome assembly.